Molecule: messenger RNA, 796 nt
Organism: Papaver somniferum (opium poppy)
Lineage: Eukaryota; Viridiplantae; Streptophyta; Magnoliopsida; Ranunculales; Papaveraceae
Exons: 2
Coding region: 204-545 (113 amino acids)
Source: RefSeq, a predicted model, not a curated record
UGAUAAUUUUUGGGAGGAUUCUUUUGUAAAUGAGGAUGGAUGUAUAUGUUUGUGGAUGGGGAUGAAAGACACAGUGUUUGGGACUCCAAAGACUACACCAAAGAAGAAGACAGUUAGUAAGGGAACCACCCCUAGAAGAUCCCCAAGGCUAAAUAGUGUGGAUAAAUCAGUUGAAGGUGCAUCAAGAAAGCUGAGUUUCAUGGAUGUGCCCAUGUCCAAACAUUCUCAGGCUAGUAGCAGUGGUUGCAGUCAGUCAAAAGCUACAAAUGAAGUUAAGUUUGUUGAAGAUGUGGACAAUAUUCAGCUGGAAAACACCAAAGAAGAUGAAUGUCACCCAAUUGAGAAUCCAGAAGCUCCUCCAGUAUAUGACAGUGAUGAAGACAUUGAGUAUGGGUCAGAUGACGAAGAACAAGAAGAGAAAGAAGAAGAAGAAGAAUAAGAAGAAGAAGAAGAAGGAGAAAAAGAAGGCAAAGAAAAAGGUAAGGAUGUGGAUGAAAGACCUGCUUACAUGGAUGACUUUGAUGAUGAUUUUGGUCAGUACAUGAAGGGUGAGCAUGAUGUAGAUCUUUUCCCUGAAGAAGAAGUUUUUACUCCAGUAGAUCCUAGCAAAAUGGAGGUAAAAACUAGAUUUGCAAAUAAGGAAGCAUUUAAGAAACAUCUCAGGGGUUAUUGUGUUCUUAAUAAGUGUCAAUAUAUUUUGGAUAGAAGUGCUCCCUCUAGAAUUAAGGCUGAGUGUAGGUUUAAAACAGAACAUGAUUGUCCUUGGUUUGUGUAUGCUAGCAAGAAAGAGGGUGAG